This is a messenger RNA of Suillus subalutaceus, 499 nucleotides long. RefSeq names its product replication factor A protein 3. Gene Ontology annotation, biological process: mismatch repair; nucleotide-excision repair; double-strand break repair via homologous recombination. The transcript is spliced from 4 exons. Gene Ontology annotation, cellular component: nucleus; site of double-strand break; DNA replication factor A complex. Gene Ontology annotation, molecular function: damaged DNA binding; single-stranded DNA binding. NCBI's taxonomy places the organism in Eukaryota, Fungi, Basidiomycota, Agaricomycetes, Boletales, Suillaceae. The coding region runs from base 46 to 408 and encodes 120 amino acids. The record is from RefSeq and is a predicted model, not a curated record.
UUUCAAGUACAUAGCACUACACCAAAUUUCAGUCUCGAGCUCGUCAUGAACGAACAUAUAUCAAUGCGUGUCAACUCUGCCCGUCUUGCCGGAAUAAAGGGCAGGACAGUCCGUCUCCCUUGCAAAGUCCUCCGACUUUCAGAUGACAUCGCCAUCGUCGAAGCGAGUGAUGGUGGCCAGGUAGAGAUCCAAAGGAAGAAUGUGGAUGUGACUGCCACCUAUGUCGAGGUUAUUGGAAGUGUGGUAGAUGCGUCCACAAUAAAAGCUAUGGCGACACUUCCGUUGGAUUCAGAAGAAGAGCUAGAUAUGCAACUGGUCAACGACGUGAUUGAGCUCACGUUUGAAUCGAGAUUCGACAAGCUCUUCCCUCGGUACCAAGAAACGGAAACUAGCAUGCCUACACAUUGAUUAUCUAGCAGCAUAUACAAAACUUUCUGUUGUACUUUACCGCACGUCGCAUCACAUAAAUUGAGAAAAGUAUCUCCAUCCAUCGCCCCUA